Messenger RNA from Adineta steineri, 1626 nucleotides. NCBI's taxonomy places the organism in Eukaryota, Metazoa, Rotifera, Eurotatoria, Adinetida, Adinetidae. The record is from the annotation of a GenBank genome assembly.
AUGACAAUCGAUAGUAUAUUGGAAGCAUCAAUGAAUUCAUUGUUAUCAAAUGAUAAUGAAAAGGAUUUUGAACAAUGGAAAAAUACAAUGUCAAUUGAAGUUCGAAUACCUGGUGGGUUAUCUUCAGAAACUCGACAAAACUUAUGGAUUACCUUAGCAAAAAAAUAUAUACAUGAUAUACAUCUCGAUUGGGAUAAAACUCGACAAUUUGCAUUUAAUAAUGAAUCCUAUCCCGAAGAUGAACAAUUAAAUAAUCAAAUUGUUAAAGAUUUACAUCGAACAGGUUGUAAUUGGUCAACAAAUGAACAUAAUCGAACAAUACUUAAACGUGUUUUACUUGCAUUUGCUCGUUAUAAUAAAUCAAUCGGCUAUUGUCAAGGUCUUCAUAUUUUGACAUCUGUUAUACUUGAUGUUGUUAAUAUGAACGAAGAAAAUGCAUUAAUGAUAUUAAUUUAUUUAAUAGAUUCAAUAUUACCAGAUUUUUUUUCUAAUAAUUUACAUGCAUUAGCAAUUGAUAUGACUGUAUUUGAUCAAUGGUUAAAAAUAUAUAAUCCACAAUUACAUUUACAUCUAAAAAAUCUUCAAUCAUCAUCAACGUCGUGUGAUGAUGAUGAAGGAGGAAAUUAUGAACCACCUCUAUUAAAUGUUUUUACGAUACAAUGGUUUCUCACAUUAUUUGUUACGUGUUUACCAAGACAGGCAACAUUACGUGUUUGGGAUGCAUUAAUGAUUGAAGGCAGUGAAGUACUUUUCCGUACUGGACUUCUUCUAUGGUCAAAAUUAUCAAUUGCUGUUUUAAAAGUACCAACAGCUGAUCAAUUUUAUUCAGCUAUGGGUCAUUUAUCUGUUCAAUUAUUAGAUGAAAAAAUUAUUGUUGCUGAUAAUUUAAUACAAGAAAUAUAUAAUCUUGGUCCAUUUCCAACACCAUUCUUAUCGGAACUCCGUCAGAAAUAUUCAUUUCAACAAACAUCUGAAAAUAUCAAACAAAAUCAAUCAAAAUCAAAAGAUCUUAAACGAAUAAAAACAAAAUUAGUUGACGAAGAUAUUGUUAAUUUUAUAUCUUGUUUUGCAAUACUUUCGUCACCAUCAUCAUCAUCAUCACGAACUAAUCGAUUUGAAUCAAUAUCGAAUAAAUCAAAUUCUCCGGAUGUAAAUCAACUACGACAACAAUAUAAAAAACUUAAACAACGAAAUAAAGAAGUACAGAUUAUUACUCAAUCUUCAAAUACACAACGACAAAGUCCAUCGGAAUCUUUAUGUUCGAUAUCGAAUGGACCCUUGGUAAAUCAUUUACUUGUUAAAUCAACAGAUAUAAAACGAAAUCAAGUCAAAAAAAAUGUUUCCACUAAAUCCUCAACAAAAGAAGAUCCAGAAGAAUUACAAGAAGAAAUUGAACAAUUAUUAACAUGUCUUCAUCCUGAAAAACCACCACCAACAGCAAUUUGUAAAGCUAUACAAAAGAAACCAUCAUCAGAUAAUUAUAUCGAUCGUCUUGUUACAUCUCGAUCUGUACAAAUACCUAAAUAUUCAUCAUUUAACCCAUUUCCAUCUCGAUCAUAUAAUGAAAAUGUAGCAAUGAAUGGAUAUAGACUUGGACUAUAUUCACCUAUUGUCACAAGUCGAUAA